Molecule: messenger RNA, 1234 nt
Organism: Aspergillus costaricaensis CBS 115574
Lineage: Eukaryota; Fungi; Ascomycota; Eurotiomycetes; Eurotiales; Aspergillaceae
Product: glycosyltransferase family 32 protein
Exons: 2
Coding region: 118-1143 (341 amino acids)
Biological process (GO): mannosyl-inositol phosphorylceramide biosynthetic process
Molecular function (GO): mannosyltransferase activity
Source: RefSeq, a predicted model, not a curated record
CUUCACUAUUCAAUUACAUCCCUCAAAUAGCCUCUCCAUAUCCAUUAUGUACCUUUUCCUUCCUUGCCAUGCCUUGUCUCAGCCCCAAAGCCUUCCAGGCACUGUCAGCCAGCCGCAAUGGCUCCCGCGCACCUCCGACUCGUGCUGGCAGCCCUCCUACUAUUCAUUCUAACCUCCCUGCUCGCCCCGUUUGUUUGCAAUCUUUACCUACUGCUUCGAUUACCCUUUGUGUGGAAAGCCUCAUCCGCCGAUGCUAUCAUCACUGAACAGAAUGAUGGAUUCGAUUUGACCUUUUCCGACUACAACAGCACAUACUCCGUCGCCGAAACUGGGUUGCCUGUUCCAGUCCCCGCAAGGCUGCACCACGUCCAAUUGGGCACACAGACCCCACGGGCAGAAUGGCAGGAUGCUCGCGAUGAGUGUCUCAAGCAACAUCCGGACUGGGAGACGUUUCUGUGGACGGACGAAAACGCUAGCCGCUUCGUGCAGAAUCACUAUCCACACUUUCUCCUCACCUGGGAAAGUUACCCGCACCUUGUCCAGCGCGUGGAUGCAUUGCGAUACAUGAUCCUGCACAAGUAUGGGGGUGCCGUGUUGGAUUAUGAUCUGGCAUGUAAACGGUCGUUGGAACCUCUGCGUCGAUUCGAGUUCGUCGCGCCGGCGGCCAACCCCGUUGGUAUCUCCAUUGGCAUGAUGCUCGCGGCACCGAACAAUACCUACGUGGGUGACCUGGUGCGGAAUCUGCCAACCUUCAAUCGAAGAUGGUCGUUAUUGCCUUACAUCACAGUUAUGUUCAGCACGGGAUGUCAUUAUGCCUCAACCAUCUACACCAUGCAGCGCGAUACCUCUACCCUCCGCGUCCUAACUGGUCCCCCCGAGAACCCACGAAUGCAUAUGCUCAACGGUGUGGUCAAUACCCCGCUCUUUCGGCAUUUGGGCAGUUCCUCCUGGCACGAGAAAGACGCAAAAUUCAUCAAGGCGUUUGCGAAUAUGGAUCAACGGGUGGCGUUUGGAAUGGUCCUGGUCGCCUUGGCAGGAGGAUGCUGGGCUGUGAGCCUAUGUGUGUCUCGGGGCCGGACAUGGCACCAGAAAGACGCAUUGUCACAGGAGAUAGAGUUGUUGCAGAAAGCACAUGAUUCUUGAAUACUUGUAAUUUCUAGCUAGAUAUUUUGCUCACGGUUUUACGUUUGGAUACCAUAUUGGAGACAAAUAGUUUUGCUUAAUGAAAGAAUAU